Molecule: messenger RNA, 4113 nt
Organism: Eimeria tenella
Lineage: Eukaryota; Apicomplexa; Conoidasida; Eucoccidiorida; Eimeriidae
Exons: 4
Coding region: 1-4113 (1370 amino acids)
Source: RefSeq, a predicted model, not a curated record
AUGGCAGCAACAGGAGCGGCGCCGCCUUCCGAGGACGGCUCCUGGACGCGUGAUUGCCGAAUGGUAACUCUACAGGAGGCAGAUUCCCGGGCGAACUGCACUGGCCAGCAACCUCAAGAGGGAUCCCUUCCUCCCGCUGUCUCCUUCGGGGGAGUCGGCGGGACCAUUCCUCCCCACAGACAGCCCAUAUUUCACAGUGUGGCCAUGUCGAAUGUCCCCUGCACCUCUACCAAGACACUGGAGCAACCAGCCAUGAAUCCCGGUGGCUCUUUGGGAGGGGCUACAGUGCAAACCGAACCUGCAGAGGGGACCUCCGUCCAGUCGUGGCUAAUUUUGCAGCAUAGACAGAUGCAACAGCAGCUUUACUACGAUGGGCAGCAGAUGGUCCAGCAGCACCUGCAUCAACAGCGUUCCCAAGUACUGCAGCAAGGAACCCACGGGGAGUCGCCCCACGUGAGCAUUGGAGAAGUGUCACACUGGCAGAACUCCAUGGAAUAUCCACCAGAGAAACCCGCAGGCUUUGGAUACGGCAGCCCUUGUAUGAUGCCAUCUCAGGCACCUCCCCAAUACACCGUGUCAUCCAUGCCAUCUGCCCCCUUCGCCGCUGAGGCGCAUCUAACGGGACAGCCACAGCUUGCAGCUUGGCAAACUGGCAACACUCCACAGCGCGAAACCCUAAGUCCUCCACCUACAAGUGCUGCUUCCCCGUAUUCCUUCGGUGUGUGCUUGGGUAAUCCUCAAAGCCCCCCAGGAGGUCUUAGAGGAGGACCAGAAGCGCCCAGAGCGACAGAGCCCUGGUAUUCCAUGCAGCAGCAGCAACCAGUUGGGAACUUACAGGCGCCACCAGCCAUGUUCCCUCCUGUGGGGGGUCCCUCAGCGCCUUUACUUAAAGCAGAAGGUAAGAGCUCUCGGGCGUGCAAGGUGGGCGGCUCUAGGCGGCGAGGUGAUCCAGGGACAGAAGGAGGGGUCCCCUCGGGAUGUUCGUCAAGCACGCGACCAGCAAAAUUCUUCAAGCAGCACUCUCCAGCCAAGGGGGCUCUCAAAUCCCGGGGGAAGACGACAGCUUCUCAAGGAGUUGGCGUAGAAGAAGCGGGGACUAAGGAUACCUCUAAUGGCUCUGCCGUCUGCCCAGCCUCAGGGCAGGCUCCAUUGGGGACCCAAGCCAGCGGAACAACCAAGCCCUCUUCAGGGUCAGUCGAUGCGGGGGAAGGCAACAAUACCGCUCCCAGGGCUAACGCCCGACCCCGUACAGUGAGGCCUUCAGAAGUAAUGGCAAAAAUGUAUUUUCAUAGGAAAAAGGAGGCGUGGAGAGCAGAACUUCUGAUAGAAGGCACAAAGAAGCAGAAGUCAUUUUCGUGUCGGCUCUAUGGCUAUGAACGGGCCCGGCUCAUGUGCGAGUGGGCCCGAAAAUUUGUACUUAGGACAAGCCGUUUGCCUACAGACGAAGAAACGUGCACCUCGCUUGCCUCUCUCAUGAAAGAGCCCUUGCCAACUCAUGUACCUACGGCUAUGCCCUGUACAGAGUGUCCCGGAGCCCCUGGGGGAUCUCAAGGUUCCUAUCUGAGCUCUGGAGAUGCGCAAGCGGCGCAUUCGUCCAAAAUUAAAAACACGGCUGUAUCUGUUCAGCAGCAGCAACAAUCGGAAGUUUCUGCAGCACUGAACGCCGGCAAUGCUUCAACACGGGAAGUCAGCCACGGAACUAGUGCCUCUUCCCCACCAGGUGCAAAGUGUCCCUUGGAACAGCAGCCCACAGCUUCUGGGAUGUGCAAGAAACGAAAGGAGCCUGCGAAAUCAGGAGAAUUCACCACAAAGGUGCGGAAAGCAGCUGAAGCGCAGGUCGGAGCAACAGUAAAGAAAGGCCAAGGGUCAAGGGGUGCUGUUGAAAUCCACAAUGACCCCACCUUCAUGGGCUCUCGACAGAUGUCGCGCACAGAUGUUCUUGUGGCUGGCUCUGGCGGGAAAGCAGCGAACCCAACAGAGUGCAAAGGGGAAGCAACCCAGCACAUGCUUUCGCCUUAUAUUUCUUUUAUCAGUUCCGACAGCCCAACUGCUCCAUACACGAACCCUCUAGCCAACUGUGGGAAUGCAGAAUUGCAAGAACUGUCGGCAGAGCAUGGCCCUCCACUUUCCCAAGAAGUAGGAACACGACCCGGAAUUCUCCAAGAUGAGCUACAGGCGAAAGCUGCAGAAUUGUGCCCUAGAGAUUCUGAAGCCAACGGAACAGAUGGCACUAAUCCAUGGUUUGAGGAGCUGGAACAGCUUAAAAAGAUCAGCCGGCCAAAAGGAGGACGUGCCAAGCGAUUUAAUGUGGGCAAGAAACCAUUCAGUGGCGUGCGUGGCAUUUACUUCCAGCAGGGAUUGUGGAAAGUGAAGUACCGAGGAGAACAAGAGGAAGCCAUGAAGCUCUUUCCAUACAGUCCAGGGGAUGAAAAAGACAUGAAAUCUCAGUUUGAGCUGGCGAGAUCCUUUCUGAGACAAGUGAUUGACAAGGGACGCCAACUUCAUGACAGUGACGGAGAGGGCCUCUCUGAAGACGAACCCGCCUGGCUAGUAAGAAGCAACAGCUCAAGCAAGUGGGCCUGUAAGAAGGAACAGAGCACCGUUUCUUCGAAGACUGAGCAAACGCCGCGUCCCAAAUCCCCCACUGCACAACCCCUACGUAGGCGAGCCCCCACUUCUAGCAAAACGUCCCGCCCCGACGCCACCAACGACCUUCCCAGAGUACCCCUGCCUGGCGCAGCAGGAGAGUGUCAGAGCAAUGGUGUUGUACGACCGUACUUCUCUCAUGGAAGUCCCUUACAGCAGGAUGGAGCCCAACUCCCCCCGGGACUCCCUGUAUCCGCCCCAGGAGCAGCAUAUGCCCCCGACACUCCCGUAGAUUCUCGCUCGUGGAUUCAGGGGACAGCUGUUGAGGGAGCAUCGGCGGAGCCUCCAGAAGAAGAGACUUGCGGCCAGCAACUACGCGGUGGGGCUGAAGCGAUAGCACAGUGGGGGCCGUUGACGGAGCCUGGGGAGGGAGAGACCCUAGCCAAUCGCCCCCCUGAACUGCGACUUCCACUGAUGCCAUGUAGAGGAGUGUUUACUACGGGUGACAGCCCCAUGUACCAGCGGCCGUCUCCUAAGGAGAAGUCGCCCUUCUCUCACGAAGGUAGCACAGGGUUCUUUUCAGCUGUGACGACUGCGACCGACGAAGCCCUGCCUGUGGCGAGUUGGAACGCCAACGAAGGGACCACAACAGUGGCCGGAGCUUCGCAUUCAAAGGCUUCAAACGGACACUACUCUACAAACUAUUUCUGCUGUCAGCCAUUCAGUGCUCCUGCCGAAGACAGAGGUUCAGUCGUCUCCUCGGGUGUCUCUCAUUCAUCUGAAGGAGCUCAGCUGGUUGCUUUUCCCACCAACCGAAACCUUCAGGAGCCGGAUCUGGGUUUGUCGCAAGGCGAAUUUUUGCAGCACAUGCAUUUAGGCCAAUCGGGCGGUGUCCCACCAUCCAGCCCGUAUUCUUGCGGAAAUGCAGUGGCCACACCCAUGAGUCUACUUCAACCAUUUGAAGGUACUCCAAAAAGCUCCGAGAGCUUUCUUCAGUUUCGUCCCUUCUUAGGCCAGCAAACGGGUCAACUUGAGACAUCUCUUGGGGAGGAACUCCUCUCCGGCGCGGGCUACGCAUGUGAAUUUAACAACGCCAUGGACAGCCGCCAUUCAACGGCGCAGCAGAUGAGAGCAGACGUUCCCUUAUUGCCUUCCACAAGUGUAAGGGGGAUUGCUCUAGUCGAGCACGCUGAAGCGGCGGCCGGAUCAGCCCGUCCCUCCCAUUGCGACUCUCAAGCCAGCCCAUGGGCUCUGGCUAGCCCUCUGACGCUGUGCAGGCCCAAAGAGGAAGCGAGAGCACGCGGUGCAGGCGCCCCUGAAAAGGCAGGGCCGCUCGGGCAAAGCGUUUCCGCAAACUUUUCUGGCGAAAUGUUACCCUCUCGCCGUCCAGCAGCACUUCCGUGGUUGGUUGUAAAACCACGUGAAGAGGAAGAGAAGGCCUUGACUCCUCUAGCGGCCAAGGCCUCUGGAUAUCUGCUACAGGGGGCCCCAAUGAGCUGCACAUGCAAUCAAUAUCACGCGAAUUAA